AUGUGCCCCUCUUGCGAACCAGAGGCUGCCGCCAAUGCCAAUGGCAACGGUCAUACCAAUGGAACUUCUAAUGGUACAAAUGGAUCUAACGGUACCAAUGGACACCCUGGUUUCACCGCCGUUCAGACCAAAUCAAACCCACAUCAACACCGAUCGAACCCAUACCAACCUGUCGGCGAUUUCUUGAGCAAUGUCAACAACUUCAAGAUUAUCGAGAGUACCCUCCGAGAAGGUGAACAGUUCGCCAAUGCCUUCUUUGACCUCCCGAAGAAGAUUGAGAUCGCCAAGGCUCUCGAUGAUUUUGGCGUGGACUAUAUCGAAUUGACUUCACCUGCUGCAUCUGAGCAAUCAAGGCUUGAUUGCGAGGAAAUUUGCAAGCUGGGAUUGAAGGCUAAGAUUCUCACCCACAUUCGAUGCCAUAUGGACGAUGCCAGGAUCGCAGUCCAGACCGGUGUUGAUGGAGUUGACGUUGUCAUCGGCACUUCUUCAUAUCUUAUGGAACACUCUCACGGCAAAGACAUGACCUACAUUACAAACACCGCAAUUGAAGUCAUUAACUACGUCAAGUCGCAUAACAUCGAAAUCAGAUUCUCCAGCGAGGACUCUUUCCGAUCAAAUCUCGUGGAUCUGCUCUCAAUUUACUCCACCGUCGACAAGAUCGGUGUUAACCGCGUCGGUAUUGCAGACACUGUCGGUUGUGCAUCCCCAAGACAAGUCUAUGACUUGAUCCGGACUCUGCGUGGUGUUGUCAGCUGUGAUAUCGAGACGCAUUUCCACAAUGAUACCGGCUGCGCCAUUGCGAAUGCAUACUGUGCUUUGGAGGCUGGUGCCACCCACAUCGAUACCUCAGUAUUAGGUAUUGGUGAGCGAAAUGGCAUCACCCCUCUCGGUGGUUUAAUGGCGCGUAUGAUUGUUGCCGACAGAGAUUAUGUUAUCGGAAAGUACAAAUUGCACAAGCUCAAGGAUAUUGAGGAUCUUGUUGCUCAAGCCGUCGAAGUCAACAUUCCAUUUAACAACUAUAUCACUGGCUAUUCAGCAUUUUCGCACAAGGCCGGCAUACACGCAAAAGCGAUCCUCAACAACCCUUCAACGUAUGAGAUUAUCAAUCCGGCGGAUUUUGGCAUGACAAGAUACAUCCACUAUGCCUCGCGUCUAACCGGAUGGAAUGCUAUCAAGUCGCGAGCGAACCAACUUCAAAUCGAAAUGACUGAUGCACAAUACAAGGAGUGCACAGAAUCGAUCAAGGCGCUUGCUGACAUCAGACCUAUCACGCUUGAUGAUACUGAUUCUAUUAUCCGAGCUUUCCAGCGAAAUCUCAAGCUCGGAAAGACAAAGACCGCUGAUCUGCUUCCUAACAUGACUGACGAAGAGCAAGCAGUGCUGGCUAAGAAGGAGAGGCAGAUUGAUAUCCCUGAGAAGAGGGAGCUGGAUAUUGCAGCUGAGAUACCCCUUGCCAAGAAGGCAAACCAAGGUGUUACGGCAUAA
This is a messenger RNA of Lachnellula hyalina, 1485 nucleotides long. It is a transcript of the gene lys1, whose product is annotated as Homocitrate synthase, mitochondrial. The transcript has 7 exons. The record is from RefSeq and is a predicted model, not a curated record. Gene Ontology annotation, cellular component: mitochondrion. Gene Ontology annotation, molecular function: homocitrate synthase activity. Lineage: Eukaryota; Fungi; Ascomycota; Leotiomycetes; Helotiales; Lachnaceae. The coding region runs from base 1 to 1485 and encodes 494 amino acids.